UCGUAAACCAACUAGCCUCUUGUGGCAGCGUGCAUUUAUUUGUUUCAUGCGCUCCCACUGCUCUCCGACGGCCCACUCGCGUCGUUGCGCAAUGGAACCUUUCCCAAAGCUUGCAUAAGGUGCGACUUUUCUUAUCUUUAGAACCGACGUGAAAAAGUAAAGCGUAGCCAGUGACAAGUAUUUCAGUGAUCUCCAUAUUGCUCGUUCCCUUCAGUUUUACCCCAGUCUAAUUUCUUAACGAAAAUCAUGGAAAAUCGCAACAAACUGUUGGCCGUUUUGGUGCACCUGACAGGGGCUGUUUACAUUGUGAUGAUAGUCCUCAACGCGUUAGGUGGCAUCGGCUACGAAGCUAUUUUUAGCCAGAAUACAGGACAGGUUUCCGAUAAAUAUACGGUGUAUAUCACGCCCGCGGGAUUCACGUUCACAAUAUGGAGUGUCAUUUACAUUUUCCUCGGAGCCGGCGCAAUCUACAGUUUGUCUACCGUGUACCGGAAAAGCGGGCCAAAUAGCAGAGUUUACGUCCAACCCAUUAUUCUAAAUUGGCUUUUUUACGUGAUGCUGACAAUCAAUUACGGCCUAAAUACUGCUUGGAUCUUUUUAUGGGACUCGGAAUGGAUUGUUGCAGCAAGCAUAUUCCUCUUAUUUAUCACCUACACUGGAUGGCUUGCAUUUACAAUUGCCUGCAGAAGGGCGAAAAGGACAAUGAAAAAGAAACAAGAAGGAGUUAUUAAAAGCGCAGUAUACAUGGAAGUACGACUGCAAAGAAUAUUUGUACAAAAUGGUAUUGCUCUAUACUCUACGUGGACGACUAUCGCCUCUCUACUCAAUAUUAACAUCGCCUUCCAGUAUUUUGGCAACUGUGACGCAGAAACAGUAAGUUUAAUAUGCACAGCCGUCCUUUUGGCAUUCCUAAUAGGAUGGUUCAUACUUGAAAAUACUUGGCUCGACUCUUACGUUCGUUACACCAUAGCUCAAUAUCCUGUGAUUAUAUUUGCUACGAGUGGAAUUCUAAGUAAACAAGCCGAACAAAACCGUCCCGACGGACCUGUUCCAGAGAGCGUUCAAAUUUUGACAUGGAUUAUUCUUGGUGUUGCUUCAGCUCAGUUAGUCGUUCGAUUGAUUCUCGUCAUUUACCGCUAUCGCACUCAACCCUUGUUCAAAAGCCAAUCAAUUUCAGCACGCGAAGAAAUUCUCACUGUACACAAUUAAUCGAUGCUCCCAUCGUGAACAAGUUCCCAGACAUUCAGCAACAUAAAUAUUUUAAUAUCAAUAAAGAAUAUUUAAAUCUCCUCCCAAAUGGGUGACAUUAUGAGACGAAAGCUUAUGUAAGUUCAAAAAGGUUCUGCUUACAGAAUCAGUAACAAUCCAUCGCAAUGCUAUAUUCAAAUUAUAUCUACAUUCACCUGCUAUUAUCAAGCAAACCCUAAUCAAAUGAAUCAAAUUUACUGUUGUAUUUAAUGCUAGUGACAGAUUAAAAUAUACUUGUAAAUAUAACCAAGUUAAUAAAGCUCAA
Molecule: messenger RNA, 1513 nt
Organism: Daphnia carinata
Lineage: Eukaryota; Metazoa; Arthropoda; Branchiopoda; Diplostraca; Daphniidae
Exons: 6
Coding region: 247-1209 (320 amino acids)
Source: RefSeq, a predicted model, not a curated record